This is a messenger RNA of Panicum hallii, 468 nucleotides long. RefSeq names its product tol-Pal system protein TolA-like. The record is from RefSeq and is a predicted model, not a curated record. Lineage: Eukaryota; Viridiplantae; Streptophyta; Magnoliopsida; Poales; Poaceae. The coding region runs from base 1 to 468 and encodes 155 amino acids. The transcript is spliced from 3 exons.
AUGGCGUCGUCGUACUUGCGGCACGCCCCCGUCCUGGAACUGCGCGAGGCGUCUGCGCGGAAGACUCGCUUCCUGUGGUUCCUCCAUCUUCGCGAGGGCCAAGAGCCCGCCGGGCGGCGAGAGUUGGCCGAUGUUUGGGAGGAGGCCGAGCGCACGCGCGCUGAGGCCCAGUCGCUCAAGGAAGCUCUCGCAAACGCCCGCUCCGAGGUGUGGUCUGCCCGCGCGGAGGCCGACGUGGCCAAGGCGUCCAUGGUGAAAGUCGCCUGCGAGGCCGCGGCGGCUAAGGCAUCCGAGGCGGAGGCCGCGCGGGCGGCCGACGCCGAAAAGAGAGGGGUUGCAGAGGUGGAGGCCCGGGAGAAGGGGCUCGCCGAGGCUCGGGCGAAGCGACUGGAGGAGUCGGAGUGUCUGGUGGAAGCGCUGGAAGGUCAGCUUCGGUCGGUGAGGGCGGACUCCGAAGAUCUUCGAUAG